AUGAUGGACUGCCUGUGCCCGGCGCCGCGAACGUUGGCCUGCCGCGUCGUGUUGCUUGACGAGCGGGAACUACUGCACGAGAUACAGGAUAACAACACCGGCCAAGCGUUACUCGACGUGGUGUUCAGACAUUUGGAUCUUCUGGAGACGGCGUAUUUUGGACUUCGUUACGUCGAUCAAGAUAACCAAACUCAUUGGUUAGACGCUGGCAAGCGAUUGAGACGACAGCUUCGUGGCUCUGAUCCCCACACUUUCUACUUUGGUGUGAAGUUCUACGCUGCGGAUCCAUGCAAACUGUUAGAAGAAAUCACUCGGUACCAGUUGUUCUUGCAACUGAAGCAAGACGUGUUACGCGGACGGUUGCCUGUCAACUUCGACCUCGCCGCUGAGCUCGCCGCCUGUGUCCUGCAGUCUGAGUUGGGCGACUACGAUCCUAGACGCCAUGGAUCCAGCUACGUAUCAGAAUUCCGCUUUUUGGCUCACCAGACUCCUGAGCUUGAGACAAGAGCUGCAGAAAUUCACCGCACCCUAACGGGUAUUUCACCAGCGCAAGCUGAAUUAAGUUACCUAGACAAGGUAAAAUGGCUGGAUAUGUACGGUGUAGAUCUACAUCCAGUUUUGGGCGAAGACAGUGUAGAGUAUUUCCUCGGCCUGGCGCCAAGUGGACUUUUACUUUUACGCGGAAAGCACACAGUUGCGAACUAUUAUUGGCCGCGCGUCUCCAAACUUUACUACAAAGGGCGGUACUUCAUGCUUCGCGUAGCUGAUAAAAAUAAUGACACAUCUACAUACGGCUUCGAGUCUCCGACCAGGUCCGCUUGUCGUCAUUUAUGGCGAUGCUGUUCAGACCACCAUACGUUCUUUCGGAUGCAGCAGACUUCACCGGCUUCGGCCGAUAUCUUUGCUUUAGGAACCAGGUUAAGAAAUAGUGGAAGAUGUGCAAGACCGCGUCCUCCACCUACGUUCACGCGGACCCCGUCUCGUCGCAUCGCCCGCCCGCCCCACGUUUCGCACGCCUCACUUAAUGACGUACCGAAUCUAGAAGACUUGAGAAUAAAAGACUGCCCUCCGGAAGUAAAACAGCCUACUUCUGUAAAUCGACCCAACUCGAUGAGUGGCGAAGUAGUCCCAGGUUGUGAACCUACCACGGUGGGUGGUUCGCCUAGGUCAACUCGCUCGGCACCGACUCGACGCGGAUUAUACUCUGCUUCCCCUACCGCGACUCGGCCGCCACCAGCUCCUCGCCAUCGCUCAGCCUCCGUCGACUCACAAAGCUCCAACGACUCUCGCUCUAAUCGCAAACAUAAACAUCGUUCGCGGAAACAGCAGUCAGACGCAGAGAGUGAGCUUUCACGAGGUUCAGGUCGUUCAGGAAGGAGGCACAGACGGCAUCGUUCGAAACACAAGCAUGAAUCGGGCUCAGAGCGGGACGAUUCGCAACCAGAGGCCAAAGAAUACGAACUUGUCGAUUCAGAAUCUCAGUGGAAGGAAGUAUUACGACAAACAACCAUUGGAAGUGGGGUUCAAGUCGCAAACGUGCGCCGUUCGCAAAUGGAACCCGAAACGGGCACGCAUCGAUCAUCUCACAGGCAUCGAAGGCAUAAAAAGCAUCGUUCCCGGUCUGGUUCUCCAAACGACAAGAAGUGGCUGCCUAAUGAACUGAAACAACAUCUGGAGUUCUCGUUAGUCGAUACAACUGGCAUGACGGAGGAACAACUGAAGGAAAUACCAUAUACUGUUGUUCAAACCAGUCAUGCGCGACAAACGAAACUCCGGACCUCAUCAAAGCAUAGACAGACUGAACAUGGAUCAUUAGCGAGGCGGGAUAAAAGUAUCUCUUCCCUCGGAAAAACGAAUCAUGAAAGUCAUAACCAGGGGUCUCUACGAUCUAGUUCGAGUACACUUAGCACACAUCGGUCCGCUCACGAGAAACAUGGAAGGCGUGUUUAUCCGAGCUACGAUGAAACUGUCGGACGAGCAAACGAUGAUUUUCUGACAAACAACGGAUACAAAGGGAAUGUGACCCCGAUUUUAAACAACAACAACCCUUAUAGUCCUGUGACCAACAGCAACAGUAAUAGUUCGAGUGGAGAACUAAUUUCGGGAAGUGCACGCGUUUCACACGAACACACAGAUUCAGGCUUGGGGGCAGAUCAGGACUAUGCCUAUUCAUCGGAGAGGUCGAGCGACAGUGCGAAAUGCGGAGCAGGAGGGUCUUCCCGGACGGCGCCUGUGAGUAGGCAGUGGGCGGCAAAUGUCGACGCGGGCGGUGCGAGGGACGCGCGGGUGGGGGGCGGCGGCGCGGUCACGCGGCGGCCACCGGCGGCGCCGGGCCGCGCGCGCCUCGCGGUUUCGGGCUCGCAGCGCUCGCUGCUGUCCGUGGCCAGCGACAGCGCCACCUCGCGCCGCCCGCGCGACCUCGCGCCGCGCGGCUACCCUCACCCGGCGGAUGGUGGCUUUUCUCUCUUUAGACAUGCUAGCAACAACAACAUAUUGGUCGGCGAGAGCGGGUCGCUGGCGCGGCGGUACGCGCGGCCGUCGCGGGAGUCGCGCGACCACAACGCGAACCUGGCGCGCACGCACUCGCGACUCGCACACGCCCAUCGACACGACAACACCCUCGACAUUAUCUUAAAACCUCUAAUAGAAAGCACGCAGCUGCAGAGCAACUGA
Messenger RNA from Arctia plantaginis, 2673 nucleotides. NCBI's taxonomy places the organism in Eukaryota, Metazoa, Arthropoda, Insecta, Lepidoptera, Erebidae. The record is from the annotation of a GenBank genome assembly.